UUAAGCACGACAAAUUAUGGAGCAGUUGAAACAACUUCAUUUUACACCCGAAACACCUUUUGGGUUACCUCUUUAUCCUUACUUUGAAAAGGCUUUCGAGGCAGUCACUGGUACAGCUGCUAGUAAGUUUGACUAUGUUCCUCAAGUCACUCCCCUCUCCACCGUCAAUGAAGUCACCAUGACAUGUGUGACCUACUUCAUCGUCAUCUUUGGUGGUCGUUACCUCAUGAAGAAUGUGCCCGCUUUCAAGCUCCAGAUUCCCUUCAUGAUUCACAACUUUUUGUUGACCGCUGUUUCCUUCCUUCUUCUCGUCUUGAUGGUCGAGCAAAUCUUUCCCAUCUUUUACCACAAUGGUGUCAUGGCCGCUAUCUGUGCUGACGCUACUUGGACUCAACCUUUAGAAUUGCUUUAUUACCUUAAUUACCUCGUAAAGUAUUGGGAGCUUAUUGACACCAUCUUUUUAGUCCUCAAGAAGAAGAACCUUGAAUUCCUCCAUUAUUACCAUCACUCUUUGACUAUGGUGCUCUGUUUCACUCAGCUCAACGGCCGAACCUCCGUGGUAAGUUUAGAUUUUAGGAUAGCAUCAUUUUCACAUGGGAAUAAGUGGGUGGUGGUACUAAAAAAAAUUUACAUUAUAUAGUCUUGGGUACCUAUCACCUUGAAUUUGACUGUCCACGUCUUCAUGUACUAUUACUAUUUCCGUACUGCAGCUGGUGCCAAGAUUUGGUGGAAAAAGUACUUGACCACACUUCAAAUCACUCAAUUCAUCAUUGACCUUGUUGUCAUCUAUUUCUGUACUUAUACCUAUUUCACUUUUACUUACUGGCCUCAUCUUCCCAAUAUGGGAAGCUGUGCUGGUACAGAAACCUCUGCUCUCUUCGGCUGUCUUUUAUUGUCUUCUUAUUUGGUCUUAUUCAUCAACUUUUAUCGUAUCACCUAUCAAGCUAAGAAGGCCGCUGCUCGCAAGCAAAAGGAGGAUCAAAAAAUUAGACCCAAAACCAAGAAGAUUUAAAUAAUUUUUGUUCUUUUUUAAUACUUAUUACCAUAAACACACACACUUUUUUCUUAAUAUAUACAUUUUUUUAUUUUUUAUUAUUAUUAUUUUUUUUUUUUAUUGUUAUCACUUAAAA
Messenger RNA from Mucor mucedo, 1130 nucleotides. Its product is annotated as GNS1/SUR4 family-domain-containing protein. The record is from RefSeq and is a predicted model, not a curated record. Lineage: Eukaryota; Fungi; Mucoromycota; Mucoromycetes; Mucorales; Mucoraceae. Gene Ontology annotation, cellular component: endoplasmic reticulum membrane. Gene Ontology annotation, molecular function: fatty acid elongase activity. Gene Ontology annotation, biological process: fatty acid elongation, monounsaturated fatty acid; fatty acid elongation, polyunsaturated fatty acid; sphingolipid biosynthetic process. The transcript has 3 exons. Bases 17 to 640 code for a protein of 207 amino acids.